AUAAGUAUAUAUUAAAUAUAAAUUUCCUAGAACCUUAAAUUUUAUUAGUUUGAAGAAUAGACCGAAUACAAUUCAGUGGCAAUUAAUAAUUAAGUAUCAACACAACAAUGAACAACGCAACAAUCAUUGUUGAGCAGUCACAGAACUUUCAAUUUCUUUCCGUUUGUCACUACAUUAAUCUUCUUGGUAUUAUUUUUCAUAAUAAAAAUUAUAUUACAUUUGAGCAGCAAAGUCAAUCUGACAUUGUUGUCAACACUUUAAUUAAGCAUCUAACGAAAUCGAAAAAUGAAACCCGCCUGAAAAGUUACAUUCUAAGAGCAUUACUAAAAGGAACUGAUCUCUAUGGUGGUGAAGAAGAUGAAAAACUUGACAUGAAAUAUGUAAACGAAACAUUUAAGUACUUCAUUAAUGGCGUACUGUUUCCCAACUAUAGCAACAUUAAUUUGUAUUUGGCUGAAAUGAUUCAGAAUUCAGAUAAUUUAAAUUAUUCAAUUUUUAAGAAAACCGUGUAUAAUCAUCUCUUGCAACAUCACUUCAAUUGGGAAUAUUGUUCGCAAAAAAAUUACACAUCAACACUACCUCAAUUGACAAUUAAAAAAAUUUUCGACGACUACAUUUGGUCAAUUUUUCCCCAACCCGAAGAAGACAUGAGCAUAAUGGACGUUAAAUACAUUUAUUCAAUGGUAGGUUUAAAUAUCCUCAGGUCCACGUCAUCGGAUGAACCAAAUCUUUCGUUCUCGGAAUAUAUUUUAAUCACGCGACAACUUGAUUUGCAGCAUAUCGAUAAUGAAACCUAUAAAAUUGUAUUACCGUAUUUCUCAACUGCAGCUUUAUUUUUUUAUGCCUCUAAAAGCAAAGGAAUAAAUAAAAUAAAUUUAAAUGAUGAAUUUUGGAGAGAAGCUUAUAAAAUUUUAUUUACCGAAAUUGAUAUCAAAAUAAAUGAAAUUGUAAGUAAAGAAAUUGAGAAUAGUUUGCCUUACAAACUGGAAAGGGAAAUCAAUAAUACCAAAACUCGAACGAUGAUUGCCCGAGAAAUACUUAGUCUUUAUUGUUUUAAUGGUAAAGAGAAAGACGUACCUGACAAAUUUGUGUCCUAUUAUAAAACACUGUACCUUUGGAUAACAAAACUUAUAUUCAACCUUUAUCAGUGUGAUACAAGUUUUUUACCAGAUUUAGAUGAAGUAUAUGAUAAGCGAUUUCAAAAAAUAGAGAAAAUGUACAAAGAAAUUGAAAGAAAUGCAAUUACAAAAGUCUUAACCGACGGUGGAUUAUUAGAAAAAAUAAAUCCAAAUGUUAUAGUGAGAUCUGCAAAACUACCAAGUACAUUUCCCAUUGGUUGUAACACGUGUUCACCUGUGGAGCGAGAAAUAAACCAAGACAUAUAUGUAAUAUUUGCAAUAAUUGAAAACGAAAAAAUAGAAUAUUACGCUAUUAGACAGAUAAAAGAUGAAUUGACAUUAAUUACAAGCAAUGGAAAUGAAAAAGAAUUUGUUAGAGCCAUUUCUAAUACUACACAUUUAAAAAUGGAAACUUCAUCACUUUCCACAAUGUAUAAACAUCAAAAUGAAAAUUAUCAAUUUUUUGUUGAAAGAAUUGCCAAUAAGAAGACAAAGGCAUUUAUAACAAUGCUAAAAGCUCAUUAUAGGGAGGUAACUGUUGGGGAAAAAAUUUUAAAUUUCAUAAAAAGUUUAAUUCCAUUAUACAAUUGUAUUGAGAGUGCAAAAGCUGGUGACAAAGCUGGAGCCACUUUUAGUUGUACCAUGGAUAUUUUUAGUUUUAUUUCAAUUGCAGGUUUUGCUGUAUCAUAUUCAAGUAGAUUAGUCAACAGUUUUGUAACAUCAAUUAAUAAGAAUUAUUUCAUUAUAAAUGCUCUUGCAAAGACAUCCGGAAUUGUCACCAAAAUGUCAUUAACAACAGCGUUAAGAAAUAUUGCAACAGAUUCUGUUAAAACAAUUGCAGGACAAAUUCUAGCUAAAAAAUUCUUUAAAGAUUUAGCAAUAGCCUCCCUUCGAACACUUGAUCCUGGAUUUGAAUUACUUUACUCAAUGGGUCGUAUUAGUUUUAAAAUGUUGGGAAAAUUAUUUGAAAAUCUUAAAUUAAGUUUUAAAACUAUAUCAAUAGCUAAAAAUAUUUUAAUAUCAAUGGAAUUAUUAUUAAAGAAUAUGCAACGAAAUAUGCAUUUAUUAACCGAUCAAAUGGGAUUAGUACCAAAGGUUUUAGUCAAGCAAAAUAAUUAUGAAAUUGUUAGAUACUUUUAUCCCAGUGGUUCACAUUUAUUUGGACCUGAGUGCAUAAAAUCAUUUGGAAAAAUUGCCGAAUUAAGAACCAUACAAGGAGCUUCAUAUAAGGUUCCAGUUGUUCCAGUAAAAUCACCAAAUGAAAUUUCUUAUAAACAAUAUAUUCCAGAAACUGGUGAUAUAAUUGGACCCAACAUAAAAAUGGAUAACAAUGAUCUUCUUCGUCGAGUUAAAUUUAUGGUAGCGGAUAUGGUGGCUAAUGGACGAGAUAUGAAAAUAACUCGUAAUUAUUAUGUCUAUCAUAAUAGAAUGGAGUUUAGAUUUACACCACCGAGGGAAAACUUGCCCGUAGAUUUAAAUCAACAACUGAGAACAGUGGAAAAUAAUUCUCCACAAUUUAUUAAUCUUCAUCCUCAUCCACUUUCAGAUUCAUCCAAUGUAUUAAGAAAAAUAGAUUAUAAUAUUCAGUCAAACAACGGAAAAUUAGAGAUAACAAAAGUAUCUCAUCCACUUACAGAUUCAUCCAAUGUACUAAGACAAAUAGAUCAUAAUAUUCAGUCAAAGAAUGGAAAAUUAGAGAUAGAAGAAGUAUCAUCAAUUUCUGAACAGUAUCAACAUAAAAAAUUUGGUGUUCGUGAUAGAAAAAAAGUAGAUAAAAUGGAAGAUAUAGAAAAUAUUUUAUCACAUCAACAAAAAGCAGAAGAAUCAUUGAUUAAUAUUCCUAAGAAUUCAAUACAAAUUGUACAUGAAAAACCAUACACAGUCAUUGAAAAAGGCGAUAUAUUAAAUAGUUUUGAAUACUCAACACCACAUUUGCAAAGAUUGCAAGAAUUUGUCGAUAGUAUACCAGGAACGUCGAGACAAACUUUAAAAAUUACACCAAAUGUAAAUAAUGGAAAUGUCGAAAUAAUAGCAGAGGGUUACGAAAAUUCUUCACCAUAUAUGAAAAAAGUACAAGAAAUAUUGAAUGAAGAAAAAAAUAUAAAUUUAAAUCGAAAAAAGUUAGAUACAAUAUUAGAAGAUAUAGAAAGUAUUGCAUCACAUCAACAAGAAACACAAGAUUUAUUUAAUAUCCCCGAAACAUCGAGACAAAAUGUACAAAUUAAACCAAAAAUAGAUAUACAAAAAGUCGAAAAAAUAGCAGAUGAUUACGAUCAUUCUUCACUAUAUGUGAAAAAAGUAUUAGAAAUAUUAAAUAAAAAAAAAAUUAUAAAUUUAAACAAAAAAAAAUCAGAUACAAUAUUAGAAGAUAUUGAAAAUAUUGCACCACAUCAACAUGAAAGACAAGAUUCAUUAUCCAAAGGCUUAGAAAACUUUGCAUAUCUACAAGUAGAAAAAAUGUUGGCUAAUUCCGGGACUUUAAUAAAACAGUUUCAAAUUAAUCCAAACUUUUACGAAGCGAUGUUAAAAACCCCAACUUACACAGAUUAUGUAGAUGUAUUAAAAUUAUGGAAAUACCAAGGUUUAAAUGUUAUGAUGACAAAAAAAAAUGAAAUACAUAAUUUACGUUAUGCUGUAAAUACUUUGGCUCAUCUUCAAUUGAAUGGAAGAUUUCCGUUAAGAAUACCACAUAAACUCUAUUACUCUCAAACAAUAAGUGGACUAGAAAAUUUGAAUUUAUUAAGUAAUUUAAAAAGUAAAGAUUUUUUCUUCAAUGACAUUACUAUUUUAAAAAAUAAAGAAUCAAAGCUGCUAUCACAAUUAUUAGAUUCAGAAAUAGAAAUACGAUACACCUUAAUAAUUAAUUCUCCAUAUGGAUUUGUAGACUUAACUCAUUUUCAUGAAAACUUUAAAAAUGAUUAUAUAACAUUUGGAGACGUAAUAUUUACAGUAAAGGAUACUUCUUUUACUGCAAGUAAUAAAAUUUUAAAUAUUGAAUUAGAGCAAAAAAAAAUGUCAUUUAGUCAUUGGUAUCAAUCUGUAGAGAAGGAUUUUAAAGAAUUGUUAGAGGUAGAAGAAAAUUUACAAUUAUCAAGAAUGAAAGACAUUGAAAAUGCCGCCAGUUUCUUAUCCAAUAAUCGUCCUUUAACUACUUUAAAAUCUGCAAGAAAAUUGCUUGAAGAAUAUAUUUUAAGCACAAAACCAAGUUUAAAUGUUCCAAGUUAUGAUGAAUUUGCCAAUGAUAUAUUAAAUAAUCAACUUCAUCAUUAUUAUCAAGAUUGGAAAAUACCUGCACAUCCUUAUAUUCAAGAUGUGUUACUUAAAAGUCAUUUAGAUAAUAUUUUUACAGAAAGUGAAGCAAUAAAAAGAAUUGAGAUGAUAUAUGGUUUAACUUAUUUUCAAGAUAUAUGUGAAGCUUUUUCUAAAUAUAAUAAAAUCAAAGAUAUUAGACAGCAUCUUCGAUUUGAGGAUUAUUAUAUUUUAUAUUCCUACACGCAGAGAAAGAGUUUAUUAAAUAUUGAUGGACAAAGACGAAUGGAUGCUGCUAUUAAUCGACUUGCGCUUAGACAAAGUGACACAAAUAGAGUUGAUUUAAUGUUUCAUCGUGCUGAAAUGAUUAGUGAAGAUUAUGCUUUGCAUCUUUUAUCACUCGAGAGGAAAAAAUUUAUUACAUUUGAAGAGAAUAUAAUGUUGUAUCCAGAUCGUAAAAUGGAAUUAGAUAAUUGUCUAAAGAUGGCGCGUACCUCACAUGAAAUACCGUUAAUAAUGGAUAUUAGAUUAAAAAAUGCAGCUGGUUUUGCUGAUGUUACUAGUGUUAUUUCCGAUGAAACUCAUCCAUUUUAUGUUAUUACAUCGAGGUCUGAAUUUAUAUUGGAGAAUAAAGUAUAUAUUGACACAAUUAAUGGUCAGAAAGUGGUGAUUAUGAAAAUGGAGGAUAAUGGAAGUUCAAUGGAAAAAAGAAUGGUUAAUAUCGCAAAGAAUCUUGAGGAAUUAUUUUCAACAAAAACCAAGUUUUACUCGGAAUUUGGUAAUUAGAUUUUAGUAAAAUUUCUUGUUUUUUUUUUAAAUAAUUUUGUUUAAAAUUGUUACUUCUGUUCAAUUAUGCAUUAAAAAAAUAAUUAUAAACAAAUAAAAAUGUAAUAAUAAUAUAUACCUAUUAAUUUAUAAAUAAAGUUUUUUUAUAUCUAAAAAUUUCUAAUAUUUAUUAAAUUUUUUUUUAAAUAAAAUUGUUUUUUUUUGGUUAAAAAAAAUUGUUAUAGUAAAAUUAGGGUUUAGUAUAAAUUUAUUAAAUUUUAUAUUGAUUUUUAGAUUUAAGUAUAAAUAAGAUAAUUACGAUUGUUAGAUACAGUGAAACCCACGUAUAUCGGAUUUCAAGGGACCGAAAAAAAUCCGAUGUAAGCUGGAAUGCGAAUAUUGCGCGUCCGUUAUACGUGGGUUUUCACUGUAAUUUUUUUUUCUAGGGAAAUGUUUAAAAUCAUUUAUGUAAAGAAAGUAUUGUUCAAUAACCUUAACAUAAGUUUCAAAUAACAGAGGCAUAUAUUCUUGGCGCAGUGUAUUUUCUAUAGAAAAAAAUAUACUAGUUUGAAUUUUUUUCCACAGGG
Messenger RNA from Leptopilina boulardi, 5719 nucleotides. RefSeq lists its product as uncharacterized. The coding region runs from base 108 to 5153 and encodes 1681 amino acids. Lineage: Eukaryota; Metazoa; Arthropoda; Insecta; Hymenoptera; Figitidae. The record is from RefSeq and is a predicted model, not a curated record. The transcript has 2 exons.